AUGAUAGAGACAGCGCUUGGUAGAGCUAUAUACCAGGCAAUAAAAGAAAAGGAAGACUACAAAGAAAAAAAGAUGGUUGAAAAUGCAACAAAGCUUGCAAAAGAAAAAUUGGACAAGACAACAGGAAAUGAGUUUUUGGAAACAGCUCUUUAUGGACCAAAGAGAACAACAAGGGAAAAUGAAGAGAGUUCCUGUUCUGCAGACAAUGAGAACGUUGAAGCUGAUGAGACAGAGAAGACUGGAAAUGACAUGGAUCAUAUCAGUAAAAAUGAUGAUGAUAUUGACAAUCAAGAGGAUUUUUAUAAUAAUGCUCUUCCUCUUUUACAACAAAUUGCCAGAUCUGUUUCUGCUCUCGAGGAGAGAUUAGAAAGACAACAAUAA
Messenger RNA from Phycomyces blakesleeanus NRRL 1555(-), 381 nucleotides. RefSeq lists its product as hypothetical. The record is from RefSeq and is a predicted model, not a curated record. Bases 1 to 381 code for a protein of 126 amino acids. The transcript has 3 exons. Lineage: Eukaryota; Fungi; Mucoromycota; Mucoromycetes; Mucorales; Phycomycetaceae.